Diachasma alloeum is the source of this 827-nucleotide messenger RNA. Its product is annotated as protein obstructor-E. Gene Ontology annotation, molecular function: chitin binding. Gene Ontology annotation, cellular component: extracellular region. The record is from RefSeq and is a predicted model, not a curated record. NCBI's taxonomy places the organism in Eukaryota, Metazoa, Arthropoda, Insecta, Hymenoptera, Braconidae. The coding region runs from base 72 to 770 and encodes 232 amino acids. The transcript is spliced from 4 exons.
GAAGAUUAUUUCGAGGAUUUCCGGGUGUUCAUAAUUCCGAAAAUCGUAAUCAUCAGUAGAAAAAAAAUAUCAUGAGAUCGUCGAUUGUGUGGUAUUUGGGGGUGGGUCUGGUGGUCCUCGUGGAGACGACCUGGGGCCAGUUCCAGUGCCCCGAGCCCAAGGGAUUCUUCGGGGAUCCGGAACAGUGCGAUCUUUACUAUAUUUGCACCAAUGGAAAACCCGAGGAGAAACUCUGCAAGGAUGGCCUCGUCUUCAGGGAUGACAAUCCCAAGAAGGAACUCUGUGAUAUACCCGCUAAUGUGCCUUGUGGGGACCGCACGCUGUUGCAGGAGCCCCAGCCGUCGAAAGGAUGUCCACGUGCGAACGGCUACUUCAAGCACGAAGAUCCCCUCAUGUGCGAUCGCUUCGUCAACUGCAUAGACGGAGUUGCAACUGUGAUGUCCUGUCCACCAGGUCUGCUUUAUGAGGACAAGAUGGGCGCCUGCGUCUGGGCGGUGGACUCCACCACCCCCUGUCACUCGAAACGCGACGUGCUCGACGACGGGUUCUCCUGUCCUGAGGAGAACGUCGCGGGCCCCGGUGGGAGGAUUCUGCCGCACCCCACGUACCCCCAUCCCGAGGACUGCGCGAAAUUUUAUAUUUGCAGGAAUGGAGUGCAGCCGCAGAAGGGACAGUGCGAGGAAGGGACUGUCUACGAUGAGGAGACCUUCAGAUGUACUGAUCCUGAGAACAUUCCUGGAUGUGAAAACUAUUACAAGGAAAAGAACUGAGGUGCCAGUUACAAACCCCCAACUCUCCCAUUACUUUUUACAACAAUUAUCUGUAAG